Messenger RNA from Alternaria arbusti, 915 nucleotides. RefSeq lists its product as uncharacterized. The record is from RefSeq and is a predicted model, not a curated record. NCBI's taxonomy places the organism in Eukaryota, Fungi, Ascomycota, Dothideomycetes, Pleosporales, Pleosporaceae. The transcript is spliced from 2 exons. The coding region runs from base 1 to 915 and encodes 304 amino acids.
AUGUCUUACCAUCCCCACGACCUGUUGAUUGCGAAGUACUUCCCGGAUGAAGACCUUUCCUCCAUAGACUACGACUCGGUCCAGUAUGCAGCUUUGUACGUCGGUGCGCUUGAUGAGGAACGUAUGGGCCGAGAACCUCCUCGCAUCCCAUGGCCACUGCCCCCUCAGCGCCCGGAGGAACAUCUUGAAGCCAGUGUGGAGCAAUGGCGGAGCCAGACGCUUCGGGCUGUCGACGCGCGCGUAGCUGUCUUUACAUCUCGUUCUGUCCCGCAGCACACAGUAGCAACGAAAGCUAUAGCGACAAAGCCUACGGCAACAAAGGACCUUGAAGCUUCAGCACCAAUAAGUCCACUCACUCCUACCCACCGCCUCCUCGUCAUACCCGAGCUCUUGGAACUUAUUCUCCGGCAAGCGACGGCUCAGGUUCAACAUACCGCAUGGGACGUCAAUCGUCUUUGGCGGUGUACAAUCGAACAUAUCCUUUCGACUCAGUACCGCUCUCACUUUCCAUGUCCUCCAGUUGAACAUGGCGAACCUAUCGAUAUGGCCAUAUGUCCGUCGUGGAUGCAACCGUCGGAAGAUGAGAUUGCUAUUGUCGAGAAUCAGACCACGGAUGAUUCGCAAAGAGCUCAACACGAGCAUGCGCUAGUCUGCUACCCAGCCAGAAUUACUCAAGCCAACUCGCUAUCCGAAGACGCUUACCUGACCAUCCGAAGAUCUUACCAACGGUUUGGUUGGAUGGGAGCGUCUACGCCUGUGGCCAAAGUUCCGCUAUGGCUAGACCUCAGCCAGUUCAAGAUGAAUCCUCACAUCAUGGAACUGUUUGGUAACCGCAUGGAGCUAAAGCUCGGACGAUGUAAAAUCGCCUUGAAGGCAGAAGAUUCAAAAUACACACUGGGCAUUACUAAGCACUGA